AUGGAGCCAAGCCAGUGGCUACGGUCACUGCUUUCAGGCGGUGCACCGUCUGCUGGCGCAGAAUUCUGUUUGGACAAGGACGUGUCUUACGCCCACCGCGUUGACAACGUUGCGGGCUGGAACUGGUGCUUAGUACCAGAUGGCGGCUACGAUGCCGUUUUCUUCGCGGGCGUGGCCAUCGCUGUCAUGUGUUUGGCCUCCCCGCGUUGGGAUGCGCUCAUCGUCCUGUUCUUCGGAGGCAUCUACUUCACUUUUUCAUACUACUACAACUUGGAACAUGUCAGCAAUGCAGUCAUGCUUUGGCUGGGCAUGCGCCCAGCCGAUAUCUUCGUGUUUGUGUUUUUGCCACCUUUCCUGUUGGAUGCAUCCGUGCGGAUAGACUUCUUCAUGUUGAAGAAGGUCGCCUUCAACAUCGCCUUCAUGGCGUUCGUGAUGGUGGCCGCCUCGGCGCUGCUGCUUAUCCCCUUCAUGCUCUAUGCACUGGACCUCAGCUCCUCCGGCUGGACGGCAGGCUACGUGGCGCUGUUCGGCUCCAUGAUUGCCUCCACAGAUGCCGCUUCCGUGUCCGCGGUGCUGCGCGGCGGCGGCGGCUCGGAAAUCCUGUCUGUGCUUCUGGAGGGGGAAUCGCUUUUCAACGAUGCAUCCUCGCUGACGCUGUUUGAGAUCUUCAAGGAGGUGGUGCUGGAGGAUGCCAAGACGACACUCGCGCACGACCUGCAGGGCAUCGUGGAGAAGACCGUGUGGUCCGCUUUCACGGGCAUUUGCAUUGGGCUUGCCAUGGGCAUUUUUACGCGCUGGAUCUUUGCCUGGUUGCAACACCGCAACAUGGAGGCCACGGCGGAGGUGGCCUGGUCGGUGGCGGGCGCCUACCUCAGCUUUUACAUUACACAGGUAUGGUGCAAGGGCUCGGGAUGCAUCGGUGCGGUGGUGUUUGGGCUGUACGGCAGCUCCACGCUGCUGUGGGGCAUGAGCACCAAGGCGCGACUGACGGGCAUCUUCACCCAGUUUUGGGCCGUCAUGGCGUUCGUCAUCAACGGCCUGAUCUUUUUCUACGUGGGGGCCUCCUCCGUGAACUUCACAAUCAGGUCCGCUCGGUCGCUGUAUGUGGACUCCGGUGGUAUUCCGUUGGUCAAGAUCCUGCUGUACAAGCUCCCACUUAUUUUCCUGGCGUCUUUCGCGCUGAGAUUCAUACUGAUCUUCGUAAGUUUUAAGUUAUUUCAGCUGGUGCGGCUGAGCGAGGGGUUGUCUAUUCAAGAGGUCAUAUUCGUGACGGUGGGCGGUCUGCGUGGCAGUCUGUCGCUGGUGCUGGCGCAGUCGGCCGCCACGCUGGCGUCCACUCACACUGAGGACGAGACCAACCGGCGAGUCAAGGCGGAGAUUGCGAUCUACACUGCGGGAUAUGUGAUCAUGACGCUGUUGAUUAACGCUCCGUUGUGCGGCCCGUUGCUGACACUGCUGGGUCUGGAUAAGGUCCGGCAGGAGCAGCUGGCAAUGCGGGGAGAGGUUAAGAACUUGUUCCGCAAGUUCUCUUUGACCGCCAUCGAGGAUCUGGCUGCCGGUCAAGACGAGGAUGAGCUGCUCCAGGGCUUGGACUGGGCCAUGCUGAAGUUGCACACCAACUUUGACAAGCAGCUGGACAACGAGCUACCCGAGGUCCAGCCCCGCGUCCGCUGGGUGUCUCGCGGCUACUGGCUGAAUUUAUUUACUGCACCCCUGCGGCUGGGUCGCCACUUGGCGGCAUGCCUCCGUGGCCGCUGCAAUCCGGAUGCUUUGGAACUGGAGUCGCGCGACGACAGGCAGCAGCAGGCGCUCAACAGGCAGCAGCAGGAGGCCGAGCUGAAGCGCGCAACAAACAUCAACCUCCGAGAAAUCAACCGAGGCGAAUCACGGGCCCCGGGGCCCCCAAGCCGCUUGCUGUCCUCGCUGGUCAUUCGCGACUCCUCUGCCAACAUCUCCAGCGCGGGGACCCGUGGUCUCACCUCACCCGCCGCCUACUCCACCUCUGCUGGAGCCAGCGGCCGCAGGCCUUCAUCCGCUGUUGCUGUCGGCAACAGUGGAUUGCGCCGCAACAACUCCCACCGGCUUUCAUCCCUGGUUGUGGGGCCGCCAGGCGCCGCUGGCGGUGGUGUCAACGGCAUCGACCGCGAGCCAUCAGUGCACGGCCGUGUUGGCUUUAACCGGAGCAACAGCCGGUUCUUGGAGGGCGCCGUGGCGGGACCUGCUAUUUGCCUCUUGUCCUCGCAGCAGCAGCAGCCGGUAUCGCCGAACGGCGGCGACAACGGGGGCCUUCCGCCGGUCCUGCCCCUGGUGAUACCGGAGACGCCGUCCGACGGCGGCUGUGCACCUGGCACCGCCGCUGCCGCAACAUGUGCGGCCAUACCAGCAGCCGUAUCGGACGGGACCAUCGUUGAAGAGGCGCAGAUUGACGUGGUGCUGUCGGCUCCCUUGCCGCUGCCAUUGCCGCGCGAUGCAGAGAAGUCGCAGCGCCUGGAGGUGGCCCCUGUGGAGCAGCAGGCGGCGGAGGGAGAGCAGCAGCAGGCGCAGGCCGGUGAUGGUGACGACGGCGGGGGCAGGGACGGUCUUGUAGACGCCGAGCUCCUGUUGUUGGCUCGCGCACAGGAGGAAAGGAGUGCGGAGGCCGCUGUCGUCUCGGCAGCGACUCGACACCCCUCCAAAAUGUCUUCGCGCGCAUCCGGCGGGGACUCCUUGAUUGAGGCAGCCCUCAUGGCGGCGAGCUCGCCCUCAGGACUGGAGGCUCCGGAGCUGCCGCCGCUGCAGCAGCAGUUAUCAGGCACGCAGGGCCCGCCGCCCUCGCCGCCGCUCACUGCCCGGCCGCGGCUCUCCGCGCCAUCCAGCCCACGCCUUUCAAAUCCUGUCGCGCGACCAAGUCCCCUGUCACGAGUAGCUGUUGGCGGUGGAGGAAACGGAUCGCCUUCGGCGGGAUUUUCUCGUCUACAUCCCUCUGCCUCGCUGCCCAAGUUGAGCACGCUGGACCAGCGGUCGUCGGAAGUAGCCGCCAGUGGGCCCGUUUUGGCCGGGGCGACUUCGGAGCCGGAGCCGGUGGCGCGCCAUGCAUCAGGCAGCUUGGAGGCGGCAGGCGGUGACCGGGGACUAUUGCAGAGCGUGCUCGUAAUCAAGCCAGGACGCGGUUCCGCGUUGCCGACCAGCUCCAUAGGCCCCAGUGCCGGUGUGCGGCUGGUGCAGCGGCUGGGGGAUGACGGCGGCAGAGGCAGUGCGCUGGAGGCCUUGCGGACGGACACGUUAACAGCGGGCGGUCGGGGCCUCGGCCGCGGCUCCGUGCGGCUGGGCGCAACCACCGCACAGUCGCCACAACAGCAGCAGCAGCAGGAGCCACCAGCUGCCGACUCCGAAGUGUCCAUGGUACCUCCGUGGGGUGGAGCGCACUCCACCGCGAGCGCUACGGCGGCGGGGCCGGCGGCGGCUGCGGCUGCGGACCGGCCUCUGGGUCGCACCUCCCUCUCUGCACCCACCGCGGGGAGGUCUCUGGGCCGUAGCAGCGGAGUCUUCCCGGCCAUGGCGGAGGGUGGCCUGAGCUCUGUGGGCUCGAUGCCGUUAGGUCCCAGCCCCUUCGAGUUCGUGAUGCCCCCCGAUGAAGGGGCCGCGGGGCCUUCCUUUGGGGACGCCUUCCAUGCAGCCACACGCGGUGGUGGUGGCGACGCUGCACCCCUGGGUCGGGGCUCUGUGCGACAGGGCGCAGCCGACGGCGGCCUCGGCCGCUCGUCCAUUCGCGCCGGCGGUGGCGCUGCUGACGGUGGAGGUCUGGCAAGGCCGUCUACACGGCAGGGGGCGGCAGGCGGUGGUGGUGGUGGUGGCGGUGGUGGUGGUGCACUGAGCCGGGGUUCCGUCCGGUUGGGCCGUCAGGGAGGCCUCGCCGCCGUCUCCACCCACCUGGCCCGCAUCUAUGACACUGACAGCACAUCCACUGCCGCCGCUGCUGACGGCGUGAAUGGCCGGCUGGCCCUUGCCGCGCCGGAGCAGAUACAGCCAAUGGGCUCCUCGGUGCUGCCGCAGCGCGCCUCCAUCACGGGUGCGCCCUGCCCUUCGCCCACCUUGCCCGGCCACGGGCUCGGCCACAGCAGCAACAGUCAUAUUGCCCUGCAGAUGCAGAGCUUCCAGCAGCGCGAGUCCUCCCAGCAGCAGCAGCAGCAGUUGGCGAGUCAGAGUCUGGGCGCGGCCCAGUACAGUCUCGGUGUCACCGGCAACAAGAACGUCCUCAUGUCGCUCAUCCGCCGGUCCGCAAGUCAGAAUCGGAGCCAAACUGAUCGCGGUAGUGGCGGUGGCGGCGGUGGCGGCCGCGACCAGUCAGGCCGUAGCCCGGAGUUGGGUCGGCGCACUCGGUUCGCGGAAGGCAGCGCCGCGGCGGCCUUGGCGCGCGCAUCGGCGUCUGGGGCGUUGCGCCAAUCGAGCAGUGAGAUUGAUGCCGGUGGUGGCGGCUCUGCGGGUGUGUGCGACCCGCUGUUGGUGGAAUAUCGCCUGAGGCUGCUGACGGGGCUCAAGCAGUACUACAAACAGAAGCAUGCAGCGGGCAGCCUGAGUCCCUCAGCAUACAAGGUCCUGAGCUACAUUGCCGACCAGUCUGCCCAUCACCCCGAGGAGCCCCUGCAGCUGUGGGCCAUGGCCAAGAAGGAGAUUAGCAGCGGCCCGGUGAUGGAGGUGGAGGUGGCGCUCUAUUUCAAACUAAAACAGUGGACAGCCGCCGCCAAGGCGUCGUCGGUUACGCUGGUCCGCACGGUGGUUCCUCGUCUGCUGGUGCCCUUUGUCCGACUGAUCAGCAGCCACACCUCGGCCGCCACCCUGCGUGGGUUGGAAACAGCGGUGGAGCUGUGGGCCUCACUCACUCAGAGCCUGCAAACUGAAUGGCUGCAAUACAGCGGGGUGUAUGGAGAGAGGCUGCUGGAUGAGGUUCAGCACGAGGCUGAUGGCGCCUGGGCGUACAUCAUCGAGCGCCGCAUUGAGUCCCCCAAGAAGUUCGGUGCGGUGCAGACCCACCGGGCCGUCAUUGACGUGCUCACACAGCAGCAGGCCUUUGUGAAGUCCAUGAACGAGGGCGGGAUGAUUGAGGAGUCUGAGUGCCGCAUGAUCGUGGAGAUGGUUGAGAAGCGGUUGCAGCUGCUGGCCCGGCGGGGUCCCCGCUGGCGGCAGCCCACCGUGAUGGACAUCCUGAUGGGCACCGCGGUGCUGAGGGGGGUGUCGCCCAAGGUGGUGGAGUGGAUCCGCAAGAACAGCACCUUCAGGGUGUACCCGCAGGCGGGUGGGGGACGCGGUGCCGCCAUCUGGGACAUGGGUCGCAAGCAGGCGGGCGCGGAGCCGGACGGCCUCAUCAUUGUGAUUCGGGGAGUGGUGCGCAUGAUGCUGGAGCAGGAGGGCGCCCUGGUGCCGUACUACCUCGGUGCGGGAGGUGUGGGGGGUCUGGUCAGCUGUGUGCUGGAGAGCCACGUACCCGGGAUGAGCUCCGCGGCGGCCUACGCGGAGGGGAAUGCGCUGGGCAAGGGCCCACUGGUGAUGCACGUGCCAUGGAGCGUGCUGCAGGUCCUGAAGCGGCUGAGUCGGGAGGAGGGUCUGGCUCAGUUCCAAGCUCUCGACCUGCAGAUGUACCGCACUGCUGCGGUGUAUGUACUGGACCUGCUGAGGCAGCAGGUUACCCAGCAGUUCUCCGCGUUCAUCCGCUCCUCGCUGCUGACCAUCCUGUCCUCUCAGCGGCUGGACGGGCCCAUGGGUCGGCGGCAGCGCAUCCGGCUGCUGCUGCAGCCCGCAGCAGCCGACUACAUCGUGGACGGGGCCAUAGACUGGAUUGGCGAGCUGCUCAGCACCGACUUGGAGGUGGCGCGUAUGCUCCUGGAGCCCAACGGCGUUGGAAGCAACAACAACAACAACAACAACAUUGCUGCGACUGCCACAACCUCCAGCCACCAUCACCAUCACUCCAGCCAUCACUACCACCAUUCGCAUCACCACCAUCACAACGGCCUCAGUAGCACAACAAACACCAGCAACCACAGCAGCCACCAACGCCGCCACUUGAGCCAUCACGUAAGCCCCAGCGGGAGCGGCGGCGGCGCCGCCGCUGCUGGCGUCGAUGUUGCAGCUGCCGCCGCUGCUGCCGGCGACGGCGGCGCUUCCCCAACGGAAGCUGAGCAGCAGCAGAACCAGCAGAUGACGCUCGCCCGGUUGAUCGCGAGUCCUUGGGUUGAGGUGAUGUACAAGGCCAUAGCUGCCGCCACCGGGGCGGUGCUGGACAUCAUUCGCACCUCACUCAAGGACUCGCUGCUGGUGGUGCUGGGGCCCGGACAGGGCAUCAUACAGGGGAGUACCAUGGUGCUUAUACAGGGCUCCCUGGAGCCCGCCCACGUGGCCGAGGCCGACGGCGCGGGUGGCGGUCCCUUCGUGGCCUCCAGCAACGAGUUCCACGUGGCUCCCUCCGUCAUGGUGUGGGUGUCGGACUACUUUGCGGGGGAGCUGGUGGCGCAGAAGGAGCUUCGAGUGAUGGCGGGGCCGCAGGGAGCCACACUGCUGCUGUGGGGCGUGCGGCCCGAGGACCUGCUGAUCAACGAACCGGCCAAGGGUGGUGCGGCGGAGCUGCCGCCGAGCAAGGACAGCGGAGGCGGCGCCGCCGCCUCCGCCGCCAAAAAGCACGCCUCCGCCAACAAGUCCGAGUCGGAUCCCGGUCGCGGCAUUCUCUCCGUGUCCAAAUCCAGGGGCACGCGGGCACGGCAGGAGAGCGGGAAGGGAAAGACGGAGGCCACGGCGGUUGCCAAGGCACCAGCGAUGAAUGGGGGGAUCGGUGGUGGGGAAAAGGACGGCGGCGAACCGAAGUCCCCAAGUGCGGGUCAGACGGGUGGUAGAGGCAGGUAG
Messenger RNA from Volvox carteri f. nagariensis, 6873 nucleotides. RefSeq lists its product as uncharacterized. Bases 1 to 6873 code for a protein of 2290 amino acids. Gene Ontology annotation, cellular component: membrane. NCBI's taxonomy places the organism in Eukaryota, Viridiplantae, Chlorophyta, Chlorophyceae, Chlamydomonadales, Volvocaceae. Gene Ontology annotation, biological process: proton transmembrane transport. Gene Ontology annotation, molecular function: sodium:proton antiporter activity. The transcript is spliced from 27 exons. The record is from RefSeq and is a predicted model, not a curated record.